AUGGUAAGACUCCCAUUAAAAUCAUCAUCUAAUCUUUUGGGAUCUUCCAGACAACGUGCCUUCCGAUGCCUCCAAGGACAAUUUCGCAAGUUCGAGGGAAACCAAGAAUAUUGUCAGCUCUACAAGGACUUCCUCACUGAAUACGAACAACUCAAGCACAUGAAGAAGGCUCCCUCAGACAUCUCGCAUCCCAGAUACUAUUUGCCGCAUCAUGGAAUUCUCAAACCAGACAGCUCCUCCACCAAAUUGCGAGUAGUGUUCAAUGGUUCCAGUCCCACCUCAACAGGCCUCUCACUGAACGACAUCAUGCACACAGGAGCGAAAGUUCAGUUAGAUGUUAUUGAUGUAUUGUUCUGGGUACGUCGUUUUAAAUUUGUGUUUUCCACAGACAUCGCGAAGAUGUAUAGACAGAUCAUGGUGCAUCCAGACGAUUGGGAUCUCCAGUGCAUUCUCUGGCGAAACUCAGAAGAUGAGAUAGCGACGUACCACCUCACCACCGUCACCUAUGGAACCAAGGCUGCUCCUUUCUUGGCCAUUCGAGUCCUCCUCCAACUCAUCGAAGAUGAAGGUCACAAGUAUCCACUCGCCAUUCCACCACUCACCAAAGGUCGCUAUGUUGAUGAUAUAUAG
Molecule: messenger RNA, 630 nt
Organism: Coccinella septempunctata (seven-spotted ladybird)
Lineage: Eukaryota; Metazoa; Arthropoda; Insecta; Coleoptera; Coccinellidae
Exons: 1
Coding region: 1-630 (209 amino acids)
Source: RefSeq, a predicted model, not a curated record